AUGGAGAAUGGAGACGUCAAGAUCGGGAAUAUUGGCGAGAGUAUGAUCCGUGCGUCGAACCCACGAAGGAAGGCCCAGGAUCUGCAGGCACUCUGCGGUAUAACACGAAACCUGCUUCGCCUGGAUAAGGCUGAAGAGACGGGUGGGACUAUACGACUGCUCGCGGGAGACUUUGCUGGUGCUCCAUGCUCAGCGACAAUAGAGGAACUUCUCUAA
This is a messenger RNA of Aspergillus melleus, 216 nucleotides long. RefSeq lists its product as uncharacterized. Lineage: Eukaryota; Fungi; Ascomycota; Eurotiomycetes; Eurotiales; Aspergillaceae. The record is from RefSeq and is a predicted model, not a curated record. The coding region runs from base 1 to 216 and encodes 71 amino acids. The transcript is spliced from 2 exons.